GAACUGAAUUUGCCAGUAGCCCGGCCCAUUUACGCUUCAGAGAUUAACAUGGGCCAGACCACCGAUGAGCUCGCCGCCAAACAAUUCUUUCCUUCUUGAACCUCUCGAUCAUGCCUGUUGUCCGUUGAGAUUGGUGGUUCAGAGCUCGGAUUGCGUAGUUAAACCGGAUGACAUUUUUCUUUCUCCGAUUAUGGCAUCAUCACCAGUGUGGACGCUCCGACUUCAUGCUGUUUCAUUUCCGACCACAAUAUGUGUGGCGAAACAUCCUUUCCCGGCGAAUGUAGUGGAGUUGAGGACCGAAUUGGGGCUUAAUUAUGGCCGCCUGAAAUCGAAUCCGAGGGUGACGUGUGGAAAGUUUGUCUUUAGGGCGUUGGGCGACACUGGCCGUUCUGAUGGCUCCAAGCGCACUCUAAAUGAAGGGGUGGUUUUGAAAGAUCAAGUUGCGAGGUUGCAAGAAACAAUUACUUCACUUCCUCCUGUGGCUUUUGUGAUGAAAAGACAGUCUGGACCUAGUGUUGCAAUUGGUGUAUCUAUUCUGGCAACAAUAGUCAUUAUUGCAGUGAGAGGUUACAUGGUGAGGAAGUCAAGGUACCGCCGUCCUGGCUCUGUAGCUGAUCUUGUCAGACGUGGCCAGUUAAGAUCCGAUAGAAGAGGCAUUUCAACGCCUCUUAAAUAUGAUGAUCCAUUCAAUAACCCAUUGGUGAAAGUUGGAAAGGGGAAUUCAACUGUUGAGAUGUGUGGAAAAGUCUAUCGCUUAGCGCCAGUGACCCUCACAAAAGAGCAGCAAGCCAGCCAUCAAAAGAGGAGGUCACGUGCAUAUCAGUGGAAAAGGCCGUCUGUAUUUCUUAGAGAGGGUGAUCCAAUACCCCCUGAUGUGGACCCAGAUACAAUUAGGUGGAUUCCCGCAAAUCAUCCUUUUGCAACUACUGCAAGUGACAUUGAUGAAGAUUUGGCCCAAAACAAUGUGUAUCAGAAGCAUGGUGUUCCAUUCCGCAUCCAGGCUGAACAUGAAGCACUGCAGAGAAAGCUUGAAGCACUGCAAAAUACAUUUGCUUUACUGUGGGCAUUCAGACAUGGUUUUGGUGCUUGCUUUCCUGUUGUGAGCAAUCUUAACGCAUGCAUUCAUCUUCAUGAGCAAAAAUUCAAGAACUUAGUAAUCGAUCCGAGUGCUGCCAAAGAUUUGGAAAGACCAUUCAAGUCGCAUCUCAAGUCAGGCGAUUUUGUAGAACAGAACCCAUCCCCUAAUCAUCUGGGAUCGAAGCCUUCCAAGUCAGAACAUGUCCCCAACUCCUCUGGAAGCAAUUUUACAUCUGAAGAAUUGCCUAAAACAUAGGGCAGGCAAUGUUUUUCCCACAUGUCCAGUUAUCUAUUCUCUCAGCAACUCCCAGUUUCAAUUUUGAAUUUGUUGAGAGAAGUAUUUCAAGCUAUAACACCACAUGCUUUUCGCAUCCUUCUGUUGACAAGCUGAUGCAUCAUCAAAUUCAAACUGGGGAAGUUACUGUAAAUAUAACUCCAUUAGUUUACUGUAUUUGAGCUGAGUUGUGAUUUCAGUGUAAUUGUACUCCAGUGGGCGGUUGUUUAAGAAACUGUUACUGCUUAUGCUAGGAAUAGCAUUAUAACAACAUCAUAUAGUUCCUGGUUGUUGCCCUUUCAACAUUGGAACCUCCUGCUGGGCUAUCUGUCACUUUUGGAAAAAAUUAAAUGUUUGUAUAUUCUUCUA
Diospyros lotus (date-plum) is the source of this 1720-nucleotide messenger RNA. Its product is annotated as protein MULTIPLE CHLOROPLAST DIVISION SITE 1. Lineage: Eukaryota; Viridiplantae; Streptophyta; Magnoliopsida; Ericales; Ebenaceae. The record is from RefSeq and is a predicted model, not a curated record. Gene Ontology annotation, biological process: chloroplast fission. Gene Ontology annotation, cellular component: chloroplast; chloroplast inner membrane. The transcript is spliced from 7 exons. Bases 65 to 1333 code for a protein of 422 amino acids.